Messenger RNA from Fusarium venenatum, 486 nucleotides. Lineage: Eukaryota; Fungi; Ascomycota; Sordariomycetes; Hypocreales; Nectriaceae. The record is from RefSeq and is a predicted model, not a curated record.
AUGGCCACUCCUCUAAUCUCCAUCCAGCCGAUUCCUGCCAACCGUCUCAAGCAGAUCGCCACCGACGCUUGCAACAGCGCCAUCGGAAAUGCUGAGUUCUACGACCACGCUAAGACUGAGCAAUGGAACUCGACAAUCAUUAGCUCUGUGUUAAAGGCUGUGAUCUCCGAGUCGACCCCUGAAGGUGCUUCCGCUCCUUCGUUCAAGUUCGCCUGCAACAGCACCAUUGUGCAGCACCUCGUCCCUACAUCCGCUCUGAACAAGCCCCGUGGCGGCACCGAGACCCAGGCCCAGGAGCCUCACAUCUCCACCAGCUCCGAGGCUACUGCUACCGACGGCAAGCCUCACGUUGGUCGACGAGGAAUGCACAGCGCUACCGGUGCCUACUGGGACGAGAAGAAGGACGGCAUGUGGACUUUCAAGUACGACGGCGGCGAGGGCAAGGGCCUGGACGUUGUUGUCAUGCUCAUCUGGGUUGCCAUUUGA